Messenger RNA from Cinclus cinclus, 2229 nucleotides. RefSeq names its product docking protein 7 (gene DOK7). The record is from RefSeq and is a predicted model, not a curated record. NCBI's taxonomy places the organism in Eukaryota, Metazoa, Chordata, Aves, Passeriformes, Cinclidae. Gene Ontology annotation, molecular function: protein kinase binding. Gene Ontology annotation, biological process: neuromuscular junction development; positive regulation of protein tyrosine kinase activity.
AUGACGGAUUCCGUGGUGGUGGAGGGUCACGUCAAGUUGAGAGACGGAAAAAAGGUCCCCGCUCCCGGCGCCCCUUCGGCCCCCGGGGGUCCCCGGCCGCCGCCUCCUGCCCGGCGGGGAGAGAGCCCGCUCUCCCCUGCCCGGCCCCGGCUAACCCUGUCCCUUUUCUCGUUGCAGUGGAAGAGCAGGUGGCUGGUGCUGCGCAAGCCCUCCCCGGUGGCAGACUGUUUGCUCAUGCUGGUGUACAAGGAUAAAUCUGAACGAGCAAAAGGGCAUAAGGAGAGGAGCAGCAUGACCUUAGAAGACAUCUGUGGCUUGGAUCCUGGGCUCUCCUAUGAGGGCCUGAAUCACACACUCGCAAUCAUCUGUCUCUCCCAAGUUGUGAUGCUGGGGUUUGAGAACAAGGAAACAAUGUACGCCUGGGAUGUACGAAUACGCUACAGUCUGGGGGAAGUUCAUAGAUUUCAAGUCUUUGUAGCCCCUGGCACAAAACUAGAGAGUGGGCCUGCUACCCUGCAUUUCUGCAAUGACAUCCUUGUCCUUGUGAAGGACCUUCCUCCCAGUGUCAUGGGGCAGUGGAAGCUCUCAGAUCUGCGCCGCUACGGAGCUGUCCCGAACGGAUUCAUCUUUGAAGGGGGUACCAGGUGCGGCUUCUGGGCUGGUGUUUUUUUCCUCUCUUGUGCUGAAGGGGAGCAGAUCAGCUUCCUGUUCGACUGCAUCGUCCGCGGCAUCUCCCCGACCAAAGGCCCUUUUGGUUUGCGUCCAGUGCUCCCAGAUCCAAGUACAAACCCAUCCUAUUCAGAAGAAAGAUUGGCUCAUGAAGCUUUGCAGUUAGAAAAGCGCUUGAGCUUGCUGUCCCAUACAAGUCGCCAAGGUAGUGGAGGAGACGAUAGGAGUAUUUCAAGCUCAUCUUCAGAUACCAGCCACUCAGAUGUCAGUGUUGGGAGCAGGUUGACAGUGUGGCCUGAGCAAUCUUCAGCCAGCACCUCUCAGGAGAGCCAUGGACUGGCAGCUGCAAAGGGCAUUCACCUGGGAGCAGAGAAGACCCUUCCAGAAGGGGCAUGUGGCACCACUAAACCCCCUCAGAAGCCCCUCCGAUCCAGACAGCUGCAGGACAUAGGUCGUCAGAGUUCUUCUGACAGUGGAAUAGCUACUGGUAGUCACUCUUCCUACUCUGGGAGCUUCUCUUCCUAUGCUGGGAGCUUAGACAUUUGCCAUGGUGAUGAGUUUGGAUCCUUGCUAAGCUUGCCAUUGAACUUUCCUUCAGAUCAGAGUCUAUGUACUUGUCCUCACAGUGAGUCCCAGAGAGGUGUGGGAUCAGAGUAUCAGGUUCCCAGCUCUCUCAGGCAUGUUUAUGAUGUACCCAGGAGUGUGUUACAGGCAGCUUCUAAAGAAGUGCAUCUGAAGAGUGCAGAUUCCACGCUACCCAAGGACCAGGCCCUGCCUGCUCAAGGUGCCAGUGACCCAAAACUGCUACUACCACACUUGGAGGCACGGAGGGGACCUGAGCACAGCCAGCACAGAGGGAGGCCUUCAUCCUUACUCACAGAAAGCAGCAAGGACUCAAGUGAUGAGACAUAUGUGGAUUUUGUUUCAAGGUGGUCAGACACCAAACCACAAGGACAGGUGUCAGACUCCAAAAGUAGUGAGCUGUCACCACCUGGUGGGGCCUCAGCUGACCCCUGUGACACAUGUAGCCCCCACCUUGGGAUGACAAGAGCUCUUUUUUCAUCUUGUCCAAUCUGUGGUGGACUAAAGGGAACAGCAGUAUUACAGUCUGGAGUCUUACCAUCUAUAUCAGGUGGUGCUUCUGUCAUGGCAGCUUCUGGGUCUUUGAAAGUGCAUAGAGGGCACAGUCUCCAAGCUGGUCCUAAAGGUGGGUAUGAGAUGUUACCACUUCCUUCAGAACCUGGAACUCCAACUAGUUCUGAGGAACCUGAAGGGGCUGUAGGUUAUUCAGCUGAUGUCCCCACACCAGAUCGACCCCACAGUGAGACAGCCACUUAUGUUAAUAUUCCUGUCAGCCCUACUUCCAAAAAACAGCUUCACUACAUGGAACUGGAACUUCAAGAAUCUAGCACAAGCAUAAGAGGGGGUGGAUCAUCCCGUUAUGUCCAGAUUGACAUUGCAGCCACCGAGACCGCGCACAAAGUGGGGACGCAGCACGCGCAGUGUCGCGAGGAACGCCUGCAGGAGCUGGAGCAGAAGAAGAAAGGAGCCCAGCAGUGA